Molecule: messenger RNA, 3095 nt
Organism: Oryzias latipes (Japanese medaka)
Lineage: Eukaryota; Metazoa; Chordata; Actinopteri; Beloniformes; Adrianichthyidae
Product: lamin-A
Biological process (GO): protein localization to nuclear envelope; nuclear envelope organization; nuclear pore localization
Cellular component (GO): nuclear envelope; nuclear lamina
Molecular function (GO): structural constituent of cytoskeleton
Source: RefSeq, a predicted model, not a curated record
ACGAGCAGAUCUGCUGGGGCUUUUCCUCAUUUGAGUAGAAAACGGGGGGGGCAGAGGAGGAGCAGGGAAACAUUUGCAUUUGUUUGCCCUCCUCUGAUGCGGCUGCAUUUGUUAGAGUCAGGCAGAGGCUGUGUUGAGAUGAUUGUGGGGGAAAUCAAGAGGAUUUUGUCGGAUCUGGACGCGAGUUUGAUUCCGGGGAAAGAAACCCCCACUCUUACCAUCUGUGCUUCCCGCUGAGCCAUUGUUACCAUGGAAACCCCGAGCCAAAAGCGGACCAUGCGCGUCCAGUCUCCGGCCCGAAUCACCCGGCUGCAGGAGAAGGAGGACCUGUGCAACCUCAACGACCGCCUGGCCGUCUACAUCGAUAAGGUGCGCUCCCUGGAGGCGGAGAACGCCGGGCUGCGGCUGCGCAUUUCCGAGUCGGAGUCGCUGGUGACCCGGGACCUGUCGGGCAUAAAGGCCGCCUACGAAAACGAGCUGGCCGACGCCCGCCACGCCUUGGACCAGGUGGCCAAGGAGAAAGCCCGUCUGCAGCUGGACCUGGGGAAGAUCAGGGAGGAGCACAAGGAGCUGAAAGCCAGAAACACCAAGAAGGAGUUGGACUUGGAGGCGGCUUUGGCCAGGCUCAGGGACCUGGAGGCCCUGCUGAACUCCAAAGACGCUGCUCUGGCCACCGCCCUGGGGGAGAAACGAAAUCUGGAGGCGGAAGUGAAGGACCUGAAGGCCCAGCUGGCUAAGCUGGAUAUGAACUUAGCCGAUGCCAGGAAGCAGCUGCAGGAUGAGAUGCUGAAGAGAGUGGACGCAGAGAACCGCCUGCAGACCGUGAAGGAGGAGCUGGAGUUCCAGAAGAACAUCUACAAUGAGGAGACACGCGAGUCCAAGCGGCGCUCCGAGUCGCGGAUGGUGGAGAUCGACUGCAGCAGACAGCAGGAGUUUGAGAACAAGCUGGCGGCAGCUCUGGUCGAGCUGCGAGCUCAGCACGAAGAGCAGGUCAGCAUUUACAAGGAGGAACUGGAGAAGACCUACAACUCCAGGCUGGAGAACGCACGCCAUUCGGCCGAGAGAACCACCCACCUGGUGGGAGCCGCCCACGAGGAGCUGCAGCAGACCCGGUCUCGUCUGGAGGGCUUGACGCUUCAGAUGACCCAGCUGCAGAAGCAGCUCUCAGCCAGCGAGGCCAAAGUGCGCGAGCUGGAGGAGGCUCUGAGCCGGGAGCGGGACCUGAUGAGGCGGCGCCUGGAGGACAAGGACCGGGAGAUGGCGGAGAACCGGGCCCGGAUGCAGCAGCAGCUGGAGGACUACCAGGAGCUGCUGGACAUCAAACUGGCUUUGGACAUGGAGAUCAGCCAUUACAGGACGCUGCUGGAGGGAGAGGAGGAGAGGCUGCGUCUGUCACCCAGCCCCCCUUCCGCCAAGGUCAUUGUGACCCGCUCUACCGGCUCGUCCCAUGCCAGCCGCCUGCUGCACUCCUCAGCUGUGGCAUCCAGCAGCCGCACCUCCUCCGGCGCCAGCAGCACCAAAAAGCGGCGCCUCAACGACAGCGUGGCCGCGAGCAUGGUGGGGGGGACCGUGGUGAAGUCCCACAUCAGCCAGCAGGCGUCGGCCAGCGGACGCAUUGUGGUGAACGAGGUGGACCUGGAGGGGAAGUUCAUCCGUCUGAGCAACAAGUCUGACGAGGAUCAGUCUCUGGGAAGCUGGCAGGUGAAGGCGCAGGUGGGGGACGGCAACCCCGUCACUUACAAGUUCCCCAGCAAGUUCAGCCUGAAGGCCGGAGCCACCGUGACCAUUUGGGCCGCGUCGGGCGGAGGAACCCACAACCCCCCCACUGACCUGGUAUGGAAGAACCAGAACUCGUGGGGGACUGGCGACUCCUUGGAGAUCAUCCUCGUCAGCUCCAGCGGGGAGGAAAUGGCGGCGAGAAAAGUGACGCGCACCCUUUUCCAAGAAGAUGAGGAAGAUGACGAAACGGGAGCUCACAGCACGAGCGGCGAGUACAACCUUCGCAGUCGCACGGUGGUCUGCGACUCGUGUGGACAGUCGUCGGAGCGCGGCGGUGGCGGUCUGCCAGAAGGCCUUGUGGGACAUUCCCUCUUCAUGGGAACCAAUGAGCCCAGACAGGGCCGGGUCAAGCCGGAGAACUGCUCCAUCAUGUAGGAACCGAGGCGGACCUCGCCAGGAAGCAUUGCCAAAAGUUUUCCACCUUCAGGAUGUUUGUCUUGAUGUUUUUUUUUUCUUUGACUUUUGUUAUUGUUUGUUUUUGUACUCGGAUUUCUCUUUACCGUUUUGACCGCGGAACCGUUCUGCUGUCUCUGUUCAAGGCUCGAUCCGACGCAGGUUUUUUUUUUUAGUGAUGAACAAGCUGUCGACACUCAACACGCACAGCAGGAGGCCCCCUCAGCCUGAUCCAGUUUUGGUUUUGACUUGUUUUCGUGCUGCGUUUAUGUAAAAUGGGAAAAUAUAUUUAUGCUAAAACUUCCAAAGGAGGCUGGGGUCGCUCAGGUAAACAUUUUUUUACAGAAAGUUUGUUUGAUAAAAAUGGCCGAACAUGUUCUCCCGAAAACGUCUGAUCGGGACGGUAGAAACGUGAAGCCGGCGCCCUGAAAGCAGCGUCUGCUUCCAGCUCUAAAGGUGCCUUUUGAGGACGGACGAGGCGUCGCGUGACCGCCGUUUCCGCCCUCCUCCGUUUGCUUUCUUCCUGUCAGGUUUAGCAGCGUUAAGACCCGCCCAGCAGGAGUUUAUCGGACUUAAAGUUGUACUGUAGUGUGGCAGCUGAAAUAUUCUCCAGUGGAAACUUUAUCAGAACGUGUACAGCAAAUACGUGAUGCUGUUUUCCUUCUGUCUUUCUUUCUGCUCAGUCCUGCUCUUUCUGUUCACUCGAAGUGCCUUUGGACUUCUAGAAAUUGUUGUUAAAUGUCUAUAAUCAUGUUUUCUGUGCACAACUUGUCAUGCAAUCUUUUUCUUUUUUUAAAGAUCUUAUAUGUUCCUUGAAGAUUUUCUCCUUUUCCUUGGGCAGGAUUUGCUGGAUCAUGUUAAAUCCUUGUAUUGAUGUCAUUUUUUUUCUUAAAGAUCAAGUAAAAGCUCUAUUUUCCACUAAA